AUGACUCAAAGGGGACCUGGAUUCCUGGUCUUGGUUGAGGAGGAGAAGAUGGCCUUGUGUUCCCCAACCCCAAAUUCAGGUGGUUUCAGCCAAAGGUCAGAUCUCCAGAAGAAGGUCUUCAUUUUCCCGGCAACUUCUCCCAAGGCCGCCGUGCGCCUGAAUGUAAACCUUCAGAAGCCCCUGACCAAACUCUCCGUCUGCCUGAAACACCACUGCCCGCUCUUACGCCCUUAUUCCCUCUUCUCUUAUGCCACCCGGGCCCACGACAACGCUUUCCUGAUUUUUAAGGAAGACCACAGCGUCUAUUCGGUUAGCAUAGGCAACUCGGAUGUACGCUUCAAGAUCCCUACGGAAGUUAUUCCCAGUUGGGAGCACAUCUGCGUCUCCUGGAACUCCAGAAAUGGGCUGAUUUAUUUUUGGCUCAACGGCGUCCUUCUCCCCCGCUUGGGAACCAAAAGGGGUUACAAGAUCAGCCACCAGGCCUCCAUCUUCCUGGGGCAAGACCAGGAUACUUUCGGAGGGGGCUUCCAAGCCAGCCAAUCCUUCGUGGGUGACAUGGCAGAGGUCAACAUGUGGCCAAGGAUGUUGACCUCCGAUGACGUCAGGCUGCUGAUGAAAGAUGACACCGUGCCCGAUCCUAUAUUCAGCUGGAGCUCUUUUAAUUACACAAUUCAGGAUUAUGUGGUCCUUACGGAGGAAGUGCCUUAG
Messenger RNA from Thamnophis sirtalis, 708 nucleotides. The record is from RefSeq and is a predicted model, not a curated record. Lineage: Eukaryota; Metazoa; Chordata; Lepidosauria; Squamata; Natricidae.